This is a messenger RNA of Candoia aspera, 2533 nucleotides long. RefSeq names its product mitoguardin 2 (gene MIGA2). The transcript has 16 exons. The record is from RefSeq and is a predicted model, not a curated record. NCBI's taxonomy places the organism in Eukaryota, Metazoa, Chordata, Lepidosauria, Squamata, Candoiidae. Bases 233 to 2005 code for a protein of 590 amino acids. Gene Ontology annotation, biological process: mitochondrial fusion.
GCUGGGCUCGAACCGGGAAGGAGACGCUGUCCUUCUGCAGCCGUGGCGAGCGGGGGAUUUGGUGAGAGCGCCCCCCGGAUUAGGAGAAUGGUAUUGGCUACCUGGCUUAGGAACUGGAUCCACUUCUGAAGGCCGAUGGUAGGAUCCUGCAUGACGCUGGAUCGCUGGGUGGAUAGAACAGCCGGGGCCUCGAUCGUGACACCUUCUUGCACAGCUGGAGCGCUUUCCCAACAUGGCUUUUCAGAGAACCGAGGGCAUGUCUAUUAUCCAGGCUUUAGCUAUGACUGUGGCAGAAAUUCCUGUGUUUCUUUACACGACGUUCGGACAGUCAGCCUUCUCCGCGCUGAGGGUCUCUCCGGGCCUUCGGAAGGUGCUGUUUGCCACUGCUCUGGGGACUGUCACCUUGGCCUUGGCGGCCCACCAGUUAAAGCGUCGACGGCGGCGGAGGAAGCAAAUUGCUCCGGAGAAGGCCAGUGCGAAGCCUGCGGUGGUUCCGGUGCCCAUCUUGCCCACCCGGCGGGUCCCGUCGGUGAAAAAAGGUUAUUCCAGCCGCCGGAUGCAGAGCCCUGGCAGUAAAAGCAAUGACACGCUCAGUGGGAUUUCCUCCAUCGAACCCAGCAAGCAUUCCAGCUCUUCGCACAGCCUGGCCUCGAUGGUGGUCGCAAACUCCCCCAGCCCUGUUCCAGCUCCUGCGGGCCCCUGGGAAGGCCCUCUCGGAGAAGAUCCUGGGGCUGCUGGCGACUGCAGUGCAGAAAACCUCUAUUUUCAAGGGAUGGAGCUGUUCGAAGAGGCCCUGCAGAAGUGGGAGCAGGCCCUGACCGCCCGUCAGAGGGACCCCACCGGCCUCUCGGUCGCUUGGGAGAUCCCCAAAGAAGAGGAGUUGCUGCCGGAGGAUCUCUGCGAGGAAUCUCAGAAAAAAGAAUUUGCAGAGAAGUUGGAAUUGCUCCUCUACCGGGCAUAUAAUCUGCAGGAGGAGUUUGGAUCCACCCUUUCGGCCGAUAACAUGUUGCUCGACUUAGAGCAAACCCUGAUGUUCCCACUGACUGAAGAGUCUCUACGGUGUCAGCAGGAUGACGAAGAAGACAGCGUGACCUCAGAGGAAUCCUUUUUCUCUGCUGCGGAGAUCUUUGACUCCCUGGAAAUUGAGAGGAUGCCAUUCCAGCCUUCGAAGCCAGCCGCUGCCUAUGAAGAUGCGUUGCAGCUGGUGAAGGACGGGUUGGUUUUCUGCAGGACUUUUCGCACAGAGCUUUUGGGGUGCUACAGUGAUAAUGAUUUCCUGGCAAAGCUUCACUGCAUCAGACAAGCUUUUCAGGAGCUGCUGCUGAUGGAGAGCAACCAGUCGUUUUUUGGGGAGGUGGGCAAACGCAUGGUGAUGGGGCUGAUGACCAAGGCUGAGAAGAACACGAAGGGAUUCCUCGAAAGCUACGAUGAGAUGCUGCACUACACCCGGAGGCAGGAGACUUGGCCAACCACGCAGAAGGAGCUGGAAGGGCGAGGGGUGGUCUGUAUGAAUUUCUUUGAUAUUGCCUUGGACUUCAUCCUGAUGGACGCUUUAGAAGACUUGGAGAACCCACCUUCCUCGGUGCUGGCAAUCCUGCGCAACCGUUGGCUCUCGGACAGCUUCAAGGAGACGGCUCUUGCAACUGCGUGCUGGUCUGUGCUGAAGGCAAAGAGGCGGCUUCUGAUGGUUCCAGAUGGCUUCAUUUCUCAUUUCUACUCCGUAUCGGAGCAUGUCAGCCCCGUUCUGGCGUUCGGUUUCCUGGGGCCGAAACAGCAUCUUUUUGAAGUCUGCAGCUUUUUUAAGCACCAGAUUUUGCAAUAUUUGAAAGACGUGUUUGAUCUAGACAUUGUAAGAUACACAACGGUGUCCUUAUUAGCGGAAGACAUCCUUCAGCUGUCACGGCGUCGCAGCGACAUCCUGCUCAGCUACUUAGGGGUUGAGACCAUUCCGGAGAUGAAUGGGACGCUGCGGAGUGACGGCGUCCCCAUCGAUAGCUUCAACUAAGCUUGCUUGCUUGGGCAAGACAGUUUUGGGCUCAUAAAUUGGUUUGUUUUAACCUUUUAAGAAGGCAGCAGCCUGCUUCCACCAUUUGGAGACUUUAAGACUGAUGGCAGCAAAAUGUACUCUGGUUUUGUUCUCCAGCUGAAAAACGGUUUAGAGACUUUUGUUGACAGCCCAGAUGUGUCCAGCUCCAUCCAGGGGUACGGGCAGGACGUUCUCGCCCAACCAGCCAUGCCUGAUUCUAGGUAUUUAAAACUUGCACAAAUUGUGCAAGGCCUGGCCGAACCCUGUCUCAUAUUCCUGGCAUGAGGUUAGUGCGUGAGGACACUUUUUUCCCCUGUGAAAUGUGAUGGCAGAAAAACAAAGCCAAGUGGGGAGAGACCUAGUAAAGUUUUACGGGCCUUUUCGCCCCAUCGCCCGAACGCCUUGAUUCUGAAACUUCUGUUUGUUUUUUAACUGAAUUUGUUUUGCUGUGUCUGUACGUACAGUCAAACUUAAUAACCUUCUUUUAAUACAAAAUUCUCGCACAUA